Messenger RNA from Aegilops tauschii subsp. strangulata, 2283 nucleotides. NCBI's taxonomy places the organism in Eukaryota, Viridiplantae, Streptophyta, Magnoliopsida, Poales, Poaceae. The record is from RefSeq and is a predicted model, not a curated record.
AUGAGAGCGCUCAGGGUUUUCCUCAUGCUCGCCACCUUGCCUUGGAUCGCCCUCUCGGCCGGCGAGCGCCGGAGCGUCAUGUGGCGCGGCGACUCCUUCGCCGUGGAGGACGCCGCCUCGUCGUCGUCGUCUUCUUCCGGCCGGCACGUGCACGCCCUGGUGUCCCCGGGCGGCAACUUCUCGUGCGGCUUCCGCAAGGUGGCCACCAACGCCUACACGCUCGCCAUCUGGUUCACGGCCUCGGCCGACGCCACCGUGGCCUGGGCGGCCAACCGCGACGCGCCCGUCAACGGCUGGGGCUCCCGCGCCGAGCUCCGGCACGACGGCUCCCUCGUGCUGCGGGACUUCGACGGCCGCGUCGCGUGGAGCACCAACACCAGCGACGCCGGGGCGGACCGCGCGGAGCUGCUCGACUCCGGCAACCUCGUCGUGUCCGACGCGUCCGGGCGCGCGCUCUGGCAGAGCUUCGACUGGCCCACCGACACGCUCCUCCCCCGCCAGCCCAUCACGCGGUACCGCCGCCUCGUGUCGGCGUCGGCGAGGGGCCUGCCCUACUCCGGCUUCUACAACUUCUACUUCGACAGCAACAACAUCCUCAACCUCAUGUACGACGGCCCGGAGAUCAGCAGCAACUACUGGCCGAAUCCGUUCAACAAGUGGUGGGACAACAACCGGACGUGCGACGUGCACGGCAUUUGCGGCCGCUACGGGUUGUGCACGUACGGGCUGGGCGGGGCGCCGGUGUGCUCGUGCCCGGAGGGGUUCGUCGUCGCCAACGCCAGCGACUGGAGCAAGGGCUGCCGGCGCGAGUUCGACGUCCGGUGCGGCGAGGACGUGUACUUCGCGCCCAUGCCGGCCGCCGACUACUGGGGCUUCGACUUCAACUACACCGAGGCGCUCACCUUCGACACGUGCCGCCAGAUCUGCCUCGACGACUGCAACUGCGAGGCGUUCGGCUACAAGCAGGGCUCCGGCAAGUGCUACCCCAAGAUCGCGCUCUGGAACGGCCGCCUCCCGGACAGCAAGCAGGUCAUCUACCUCAAGGUGCCCCGCCGCGUCCAGAACCUCGACCCCUCCGUGCUGCGCCUCGGCGGCCACAGGUGCACCGUGCGCGAGGUGAACGCCAACAGCAGCGCCUCCUACCUGCUGGCCGCCGGCAGCAAGCUCAACUUCGUCUACUUCUACUCCUUCCUGGCCGGGCUGUUCGUCAUGGAGGCCAUCUUCAUCGCCGUCGGGUACCUGUUCGUGUUCCGGGCCGACCCGGCGGCGCGGCGGAUCCGCGACGAAGGGUACAGCCUGGUGCUCAACCACUUCAGGCGGUUCACGUACGACGAGCUGUCGGCCGCGACCUCCGAGUUCAGCGAGGAGGUCGGAAGGAGCGCGUCGGGGGCCGUGUACAAGGGCGUCCUGGACGACGGCCGGAGCGUCGCCGUGACGCGGCUGGAGGAGGUGACGCAGGCGGACGAGGUGUUCCGGUCGGACCUCAGCAUGAUCGGCCGGAUCAACCACAUGAACCUGGUGAGGAUCUUCGGCUUCUGCUCCGAGCACUCGCACCGGCUCCUCGUCUCGGAGCACGUGGAGAAGGGCUCGCUCGACAAGGCCCUCUUCGCCGACGGCGAGGACGGCGCCGCCGCGCUGGGGUGGCACGCGAGGUACGGGGUGGCCGUGGGCGUGGCCAAGGGCCUGGCGUACCUGCACCACGAGUGCCUGGAGUGGAUCGUGCACUGCGACGUGAAGCCGGAGAACAUCCUGCUGGGCGCGGACCUGGAGCCCAAGAUCAACGACUUCGGGCUGGUGAAGCUGCUGAGCCGGCGGGACGAGCGCGGGCGGGUGCUGUCCCGGGUGCAGGGCACCAGGGGGUACAUCGCGCCGGAGUGGGCGCUGAACCUGCCCAUCACCGGCAAGGCCGACGUGUUCAGCUUCGGCGUGGUGCUCCUGGAGCUGCUCCGCGGGCAGCGGGUGUGCGACUGGGAGGUGGACGGAGGGGGAGGGGAGGCGCUGCGCAUGGACUUCCCGCGGCUCGUCGCGCUGCUGCGGGAGGAGACGAGGGACCUGCAGGAGGCGUGGCUGGAGGAGUUCGUCGACGCGCGGCUGCGCGGCGACUUCAGCCACCCGCAGGCGGCCGCGAUGCUGGAGGUGGCGGUGUCGUGCGUGGACGACGACCCCGGCAGGAGGCCCAGCAUGGACGCCGUCGUGCAGAUGCUCCUCUCGUCGCAGGACGUGGUGCCGCCGUCGCUCCGCCACGCGUCGUCUCCGGUCCCGGAGAUCAGCCACAUGGUCUGA